This is a messenger RNA of Schistocerca piceifrons (Central American locust), 1480 nucleotides long. RefSeq names its product pyridoxal kinase. Gene Ontology annotation, cellular component: cytosol. The transcript is spliced from 7 exons. Lineage: Eukaryota; Metazoa; Arthropoda; Insecta; Orthoptera; Acrididae. The record is from RefSeq and is a predicted model, not a curated record. Gene Ontology annotation, biological process: pyridoxal 5'-phosphate salvage. The coding region runs from base 165 to 1067 and encodes 300 amino acids. Gene Ontology annotation, molecular function: pyridoxal kinase activity.
AGAAGCGUCUGCUGCACGGCUUGAAUUCAAUUGAUUCACGUGAUAAAAAAUUAUGUCGACGUAACAUUCCGAAACGGUAGAACCCUAGUGUUGUGGAUGCACAGAGACUCGUUUACCCGUUUUCCUGUUUCGCAUAAGGAAUUAAGCUAACAAACAGUGCAAUCAUGGGAAAAUCACCAAGGGUUCUUUCCAUACAAAGUCAUGUGGUAUCGGGAUACGUAGGAAACAAGAGUGCUACAUUUCCUUUGCAGGUUCUUGGAUUCGAAGUCGAUGCCAUUAAUUCUGUACAGUUAUCAAACCAUACUGGUUAUGGAUCUUGUGCGGGACAAGUACUACAUGCUGACGAACUGGCACAGUUGAUGAAGGGUUUGGCGAGCAAUGGGCUUGAUCAUUACUCUCACUUAUUGACUGGAUACUCAGGCUCACCAACAUUCCUUAAAGGCAUAGCUGAUGCUGUCAAACAGCUGCGUGCUAAAAAUCCAGAUCUGAUGUAUGUGUGUGAUCCAGUAAUGGGAGACAAUGGACGAAUGUACGUUCCAGAAGAACUGCUUCCUAUUUAUCGUGAUGUAAUUGUGCCAUUGGCUGAUAUCAUCACUCCAAACCAGUAUGAAGUUGAAUUGCUUACAGGUCAGAAGGUGGAAACAAUAGAUGAUGCAUGGCGAGCUGUUGAUAUCUUCCACAACCAAGGAAUAAAAACUGUUGUGCUUUCUUCAACAGAACUUGGAGAUGAAGAACAUUUGUUAGGUCUCGCAAGCUCUGUCAUUGAUAAAGAGAGAAAGAAGUUUAGCAUAAGAAUUCCACGAAUUAAAGGAGUGUUUACUGGAACUGGUGACUUGUUUGCUGCACUGUUUCUUGCUUGGAUGUACCACAGUGAUGGAGACACAAAGUUGGCCCUAGAGAAAACAAUUGCCACUCUUCAAGGUGUCCUCCACCGCACACAUGAAUUUGCAGGAGAUGUGACUGGUUUAUCAAAGCCAAUGAAGGCAGCUGCUGUGGAACUACGUCUUAUUCAAAGCCGUCAAGAUAUUGAAAAGCCAGAGAUCCGUGUUCGGGCCCAGGAACACUAAAUAGCAAUACUGUUAUCGAAUAUUACCAUGAACUGUUGCGCAAAAGAUACUGCAACAGUUUUAUUGCAUUUUAUGUUUUUUUUGUAGAUAGAUUAGAGCUGCAUAAGAUGCUUAAAUGUUUAACAUAGCAGACAGUUUUAAUGUUACACAAGCUACAAGAAGAAGUCACAAACAACAAGCACUGGUGUUAAUUCUCCAACUGUGAAUGCAGAAAUACAACAAAUGACACAGAUAUUUCAUGUAAGUUAACUUUGACCACAAGUGUACUGUAUUGGUAACAACAAAUCAUAAGUGAUUUUACUGAUAGUGGCAUGUUGACUGUAUUAACAUACCUAAUAUGUAUGACCCUGGUAGGUAACAUCAAGUUGUGUGUCAAUUGUUGUGAUUUGGUCUAGGCAUGUCUUGAAGUAACA